Cetraspora pellucida is the source of this 1953-nucleotide messenger RNA. The record is from the annotation of a GenBank genome assembly. NCBI's taxonomy places the organism in Eukaryota, Fungi, Glomeromycota, Glomeromycetes, Diversisporales, Gigasporaceae.
AUGAAAGUGAACAAAUCGUUUCCAAUAGACAUAAAUGCUCCAACUAUACUCAUAGUUGGAAAAACAGGUGCUGGAAAAAGCACAUUAGGAAAUUAUUUAUUAAAAAGUUAUGACAAUGAAAAUCCAAUGUUUGAUGUUUCAGACAGUUUUGAAUCAGUUACAAAGUAUUCGAAAUUUGCGUUACUUAAUACAAAAGGACAAUCUUAUAACGUUGUCGAUACUCCGGGAAUUUUUGAUACAAAUGACAUUAGCGAUGCAACCACUAAGGAAAUCAUACGUACAAUAGUAAAUUGUUGUUCUGGUAUCAAGGCCAUAUUAUUUGUAUUUGAAGCAAAACGAUUCACGAAGGAACAAAAAGACGUUAUUGAUGGGAUUGUUAAACUUCUCAGAGAGGAAUCAAAGCAAUACAUGAUUGCAGUGUUUUCACAUUGCAAUACAAGGCAAACGGAAAAAACUGACCAACUUAAAAAAUCCUGGAACGCCGAUGUUCGUAUGUUUGUUAACUCCAUAGGUUCUCGGUGGGCCAUUUCUCCAAAUUCCGAACUUUUUCCACCUGAUCAUCCAGUACAUCAAUUACGUACCACUGAACUACUAGAUACAAUUGAUAGAAUAGAUGGUGUAUAUACAAAUGAUAUCUUCAUAAAGAUCAGAAAAAAACUAGAGGACGCUACACGAAAUGCAAAGGAGGCAGAAGAAAAGCGUCAAAAAGAUCAUGAUAUAUUAGAAAAGAUAACAAAUGAGACCAUUACAAAAUUGAACAAUUUAAUGCAGAAGGCACAAGAAUAUGACCAAACUGCUCAAAAUAUUAUAGAUUCUUUAAAAGAACUUAAAUCGAAAAGUUGUUUUUGGUUAGGGUCACGAGUCAUGCUUGAAUCUGGUAGAAUUAUUCAAAUGUCUGAACUUCAAAUAGGAGAUAAAAUACUAUCAAACAUUAAUAACGGAAUUGCCAAAUUUUCGGAUGUAUAUCUCAUUGGCCAUAUAGGUAAGCUUGAUCAUAAAGUCAAGUUUGCUAAAAUUGGCUUCACCAAACCAAAUGGCUCUAAAGGUAGUUUGCUAGUAACAACCACUCAUUACAUAUUCUGUGAAGAUUUAUCGAUAACAUUUGCCAAAAAUCUACAACCUGGAAAAACCAAAAUCUUAAUAUUAGAUGAUAAUCAACGAACACCGGUUCUUGUUGACGAUGUUACAAAUGAAUGGCAUGACAUGUAUAUUAGUUUCUACACACGAGAUGGUACAGUAAUCGCCGAUGGUGUACUAUGCUCUUGUUACGACUAUUGUCCACCAUCCCAAACAUUCAUGGAUUUUAUUUUUCUGCCAAUGCGUUUGUGGACUCGUUUCAGACCAAGUAUACAUCGUGAUAACAGUCUACAUCCAUAUGUUCAAUUCUUCGAAACUAUUUCAAAUAUCAUCUAUAAUGGUCCAUUGGCUCAAACCGCAAAAAAAUUGAAAACUUUUUCUAUAAUUACUUUGGCCAUUACCUUUGCUAGUACACCUUUAUUUUUUAUGAUGGAUACUGCUAUGGUUACAAGUGCUCGAGCAAUUAUGGUAUUAUUUUUAAUAUCAACAAGUGCCGCAUCUACAGGUCUAAUUCAUUGGUGCGUUUCUCCUUAUGUUGCAAAAAUUUAUCAUCAUUUAAAUUUAUCUCCAACGAAUAAUCAUGAUAAGGAAGGAUUUGAAAAAAAAAAUUCAAUGCCUUCAAUUACACCCGAUUCUUUUAUAACUUUUGAAACACUCAACUUAUUUGGAAGACCUCAUUUUACAACUCUUCAAAUUAAAUCACUUGAACCAUCUACUAGAGUUUUUACGAAUUGGAAAAUUAAGAAGCAAUUCGAAAAUAAUGUUUAUGGUGUAACGAUGUCUGGAAAAAAAACAAAUGCCAAACGUCUCUUUUAUAUACAUUCUGAAUUACGAGAAAACGAUUUAAUGUUACAAGUUUUUAAAUCAAUUUCCUGA